GGCCCAGGGUUGCCAUCAUGAUGGGCAGCCGCAGCCCGGACAGCGAGCCCACGACGCGCACGCUGCUGCAGCGCUUGCUCAAGGCCGCGGAGCCACGCACACCGAGGCCCACCCGGAGUGCACGGACCCGAGCCCAGACAGCCCUGCUUGAAACCUCUUCCUCCCGGAGGCAUAGCAGAAUAACAAACACACCUGCCAGGCGGAGCUCCCAAAGACUCAGGUCAAAGUCUGUUGGCAAAGUGCUUCAUGUUCAAACCAGUGGACGCCUGAAUGAACAAACACCUCGAACUCUGCUGGAAAACAUUCUACUGACGGCCCCAGAAUCUUCCAUGAUCAAACCAAAGCCAGUGUUGAGACCAGAGCCAGAACUUCAGACGGUCCAGCCAUCUGGACGGGAAAGCAGCCCUGGCAGCCUAGAGCUGCAACUUCCUGAGCUUGAACCUGUUACCACAGUGGCUCCACGUCUGCUAGUGUCCAGGAGGAGGCAGCAGAAGCUGAGACUGUCAGUGUUUGAGCAGGGCAUGGACCAAGGACUGCUGCCUCCCUCCCAAGGAUCUCAUAGGAAUGCUGAUACAUCUGCUGGCAACAGCUCUGCCAGCCUGACCUUUGCCACGCCCGUCCAGCCACAGUCCUUGCGGAGGCCUGGCUUGGCCCGCAGGCCUCUCACCCGCCGAGCUGUAGAUAUAGGUGCAUUUUUGCAGGAUCUUCAAGAUACUAUUACAGCCUCAGUUCCUCCAGGUGACAUGAAGACAGUUGCUGCUCCCCUGCCCACAGACACAGUGUUGGAGGACACCCAGCCCUUUUCCCAGCCCUUGGCUGGCUAUUCCCUCAGUCAUCGCUCCCUGCCCUUUAUUUCCCACACUACAUCUGAAGAUGCUGAGAGACCUAUCAGUCACAGGACAUGGAGAUCUAGGCUGCAGCAAGAUAGUCUUGAGAAACCAGCCCAGCAUUUGGCAGGACAAAGAGAGGAGGCAGAGAAUGCUCUUGGUAAGGGCUACCUAAACAUCAGUCAUAGUAUCCUGACAGAGAAUGGAAUAGAACCCUUACAGAAUGGAGUUCUAGAGGAAGCAGUGGAAAGGAUGGAAGAAAGCUUCGUCGGGAGCAAAGGGAAGGAAACCACAAUGGACCAAGGAUCUAUUAAGGCAGAAGAACCUGAGAGAAUGACAGAAAAGACAGAAACAAAUGAGUCUCAUGGGGAUCUUGAGGCUUUGGAGCAAGAAGGAUCUUCAGGAGAUGAGGACACCUCUGGCAAUCCAAAAUUGGCCACCAAUGUCCCAGAAUUUCUUCAGACCAGCAAGCCUCCUCUACCUUUUGAGCCAGCCCCAUCGCCUACCACUGCAGUCCUCCCCUCAGAGCCUGCCAAGCUUCCUUCCCCGGCCCGAAUCCAUAGACCUAGGCCCAGAACCACUUGCCCCAGACCCCGCCAAGAUCCCUACAAAAGCGGGCUGAGCCACUACGCGAAGUUUUUUAGCUUCUAUGCUAAGAUGCCCAUGGAGAAGAAAGCUCUGGAGAUGGUGGAGAAGUGUCUGGACAAGUACUUUCAGCAUCUUUGUGAUGACCUGGGAGUAUUUGCUGCUCAUGCUGGUCGAAAGACUGUGAAACAAGAAGACCUGGAAUUGCUGAUGCGACGGCAAGGCCUGGUCACUGAUCAAGUCUCUCUGCACGUAUUUGUGGAGCGCCAUCUGCCCCUGGAGUACAGGCAGCUUCUCAUUCCUUGUGCUUUCGGUGACAACUCUGUGUUUCCUGCCCAGUAGGGUCCAGGCUGCAAUACCUUGCCUUGCCUCUACCUCAGACACCUCUGCUCCCUGUACACUUCCAGUGCUUCUUUCCCCUGGCAUCAAUAAAGCAUCACAAACAGAA
Molecule: messenger RNA, 1860 nt
Organism: Suncus etruscus (white-toothed pygmy shrew)
Lineage: Eukaryota; Metazoa; Chordata; Mammalia; Eulipotyphla; Soricidae
Gene: CENPT
Product: centromere protein T
Exons: 13
Coding region: 18-1754 (578 amino acids)
Biological process (GO): kinetochore assembly; chromosome segregation; mitotic cell cycle
Cellular component (GO): kinetochore
Molecular function (GO): protein heterodimerization activity; DNA binding
Source: RefSeq, a predicted model, not a curated record